AUGGCAGCAAUUCGAUCUAUCGCAGAUCCGGAGAUUAAUUACGCCUGCCUGCCAAAUGAGCUCAAUCUUUUGGAACCGGGUGCUGAAUGCCACGCUAUUGGAUUUGUCCCCGGUCACGUCAAGAAGUUACCGAGCUUAGUGAGAAGCGCGCGACGCUCAAGCACUACACAUCAUGUACGUCAGAUAAAUGACGAUGAAUGGAACCUGGACAAAUUGCACCAGCUCAAUCUGACUGUGUUGAGGCCCCAGGAAUGCAAGGAUGUUUACGAGGAUCUCCGCGAACAGAUGAUAAUUUGCGCAGUUUCAAAGGGAAAGGUAAGCAAAUGA
Dicrocoelium dendriticum is the source of this 327-nucleotide messenger RNA. The record is from the annotation of a GenBank genome assembly. NCBI's taxonomy places the organism in Eukaryota, Metazoa, Platyhelminthes, Trematoda, Plagiorchiida, Dicrocoeliidae.